CGGCACGUGAGAAGCCGAUCUAUCUCUCCGAAAGGGUAUUGCUGUGUCUUUAGAUUGGAGAGAACUUUAUGUUUAUUAGGUGACUCACGAGUGUCGCUGUGAACACUUCUGAUAUUGUUUCCAAAAGAAUAAAUUCGACCAUUUGUACAAACUCGUUGGAGACCUGCUCAAACGCAUUGAGAAUCCGUCUUAUUUUUUCGGCUUGACUUGCAUAGGUCGAUUCAACUCUACUCAAUCCCGAAAACUUCUGUUAUAUGCUCCGCUACUAUGCACUCAUCUUUGAUUACACUCAUUCUUGCUCCAAGCAUCAUCGGGGUCUUGGCAGCUGAGCAGGCGCCCCUCACUGGCGACAACGGCAGCUGUCUUUCAUCCCCAAGCUACAAGUCAUGUUGCCCUACACAAACGUCUUCUGGAAAGGGUGUCAUCAGUGACAGCACAUUCGAAUAUACCUGUGCAUCCUGGCCAUCGAACUCUUACAAGGCUACGAUCAUAUCUCGUACGCCUGCUCAUUGCGCCCAGGCAUGCGCCCAGGAUCCGCAGUGUGUUGCAGCAGCCUGGAUCAAAGGGAAAUGUUAUAUAAGCACGAACGCUGCCUUUAAGCCCGUCACUAAUGAGAUGACCGAGUCCAUACUCCUCGUUAAGACGGACGAUGCUUUCGAUGGUUCCACAUCAGGCGGGGCUGGCCACCAGAACGCAGCCGAGUGCGAGAAAGAGAACGACGCCAUUCGGAGCCAGAUGACAUCUCAGUGCGACAGCGACAAGCAAAGGCUUCAGACUAGCUGCAAAGAUGAUGUCCGGAAGGCGGAGGAGAGUUGCAAUCAAGAAAAGACGGCACUUGAGACGAAGGUGGCCACGCUUGCACAGGAGAAAACGCAGUGCGAAGCCGACAAGGCGCGAGAGCUUACCGAUGCUAGAACGCAAUGCGAUGCAGAAAAGUCUCGAGAGCUUACCGAUGCCAAAACGCAGUGCGAUGCCUCGAAGUCCGCCAUCGAACAGCAACUACAACAAUGCCAAAAUCAACAAGGCCAGAGCCAGAACAAUCAGCAAGAGUCUCCGCAACAAGCCGAGUGCAAGAGCACGUCGUGGCAAGGCAUGUGUGGCAGCAGACAGUGCGCAGACAGAUUCUCCGUCGAUGGUGUCGAGUAUGAGCGAAAGUGCGGCGUUGCCACAGAUCGGGCAUAUGUAGAGGCUGCUUCUCUUGAUGAGAUAAGGACUGAGCAGCAAUUGCCCAAGGAAGAGGCUGUCAUGAGACUGAGGUAG
Colletotrichum acutatum is the source of this 1260-nucleotide messenger RNA. RefSeq lists its product as uncharacterized. The coding region runs from base 268 to 1260 and encodes 330 amino acids. The record is from RefSeq and is a predicted model, not a curated record. Lineage: Eukaryota; Fungi; Ascomycota; Sordariomycetes; Glomerellales; Glomerellaceae. The transcript has 3 exons.